This is a messenger RNA of Linum trigynum, 9003 nucleotides long. The record is from the annotation of a GenBank genome assembly. Lineage: Eukaryota; Viridiplantae; Streptophyta; Magnoliopsida; Malpighiales; Linaceae.
AUAUUUUCUUUCAACUCCAACUUCAUAUCCGAUAAUAAAAAGUCCACAAAUUUCUUCUAAGAGAUGAAAAAAAUACACAACAGUAAACUAUGAGGACUUGAUAAAAAAGUACAUAUUAACUCAUUAUCAGUAAUGUCAUAAUCAACAAAUACCAUAAAGAUUACUAUGAAAUAAUGAAUUAACUAUUUUAGAAACCUCAACUUAUUUAAAAACACGAAGAGAUUUAUCAAAAUGAAAUUAAAUAAAAUAAAAUUCAUCCGACCAAUGAAUCAGGUUAAUAUUUUAAAUAUAAUUAUAAAUUAACCAAUAUUAAUGAUAAAGCGAAACAAAUUCGGCCAAGGGCCGAGUAAAAGCUAGUUAUCAUAAUAAGUCACAAACCUUUGCACUUAGUCAAAACUGUCACAAUUCUUUAAUCUGUAACGAUACGGUAACAAAAUUUUGAACUUGUACGAAAUGAUCACUUUUGUUAGUCUCCAUCCAAAUUUCUGUUAGAUCUAUCUAGUUACCAUUCCACCUCAUCAAAAUAAUUAACAUACAACUCCAAUUUAACAAUUGAAACCAACCACAACUCAAACUCAUAAAAAUUUGGACAAAUUUCUGGUGGUCGCGAAGCCCUGGAAGGAGAAAGAAUGGUGAAGGGUCCAAGACAAGGGAGGCGGAAUUUUCGGGCCGGAGAAGGCGAAGCGAAUGAUAUAUUAAUUUAAUUUUUAUUUUGUUAGAGAUUGUGUGUAAUUACCGCUCUACCCUUGUUGUUACUAUAACAACACUUAUUAUAGUGUUGUUAUAGUAUCCGGACACCCAACCACGGUAAUCGUUGGAAGAGACACAGAGAAAAUAAUCAGAAAAGCGAAAGCAAGAUUGAUCAAUUUUAGUGGGUUGAAUUUGGUUAUAAUCAUAGUUGUAUAGUCGGUUAUUGAUUAACCCGUAAGCAAUUUGUACUUACAAUCGCAAUUCUUUAUAUGCUAAUAGGUUGAUCCAUAACUGUAUAGUCUAUUAUCAGUUAUUUUGCGAGUUAAUCAGGUAAUUGUGAAGCAAGUGAUUCGAUAAAGUUAUAUCAAAAUAAACGAUUCGUAAUCUAACUAAAAGAAUACCUCCUUUUUUUCAAUUGUGCAUUUUGUAGAGUUUUUGCCUAUGUAUGUUAUAUUUUAAAGUUGUUAUUAUUAAAUAAAAAACUAAUUAAACAUAUCAAUCCACAAUCAACUCUAUCGAAUCAAAGUACACAAUAACAUCAUUCUACUGUCAAAUUUGAUUAAAGAAGCAUAUAAGAAUAACAAAGCCAACAACAUUUACUCAACUAGAAAAUCACACUAAAUUACAUGAAUGGUUAAAUGUUACUAAUUGUUGUCGAAAUACUGUGUGUAAGCUCAUCUUUCUACUGUGCUCUUUCUAAAGCCCUUCAUUGAUAUUGUUCUCAUUUUAACCUAAGUCACAAUUACAACUAGAGUAGACAAGGGAUCUUGUAGGCCUUCAAUCAUCCAAUGAUUUUCGGUCUAUGCCCGCGGCUCAUCGAUGUCUAUUAUUUUUUGUCCUACCUAUGAGGAUGAUCGUAAUUAGUUAGUCAGUUAACCAUUUAACCGUCAACUACUAACUGUUUAACAUUCGGUUAGUAAUUAGUUAAAUUUGACUACCGAAAAACACCAUUUACUGUUAUGUUGAUUAUCAUCUAACCGUUGAUUACCAAGUUCGACUUGAUUAUUGAUUACACCGCUAACAGGAUAAUAGUUUACCAAUACUAAAACGAAUCACAGAGGGACAGACAUAGGAGCAGAAUCAAAAUGGAGAAAGAGUUGGGUAGUAGAGAGAGAGAGAGAGUCAUAGCAUUGAUUUUUCUGAAUGAAGAUGAACAUUGCAGGCAGUGAUUAGUUUCUAGACCAGUUUCUGGCUUUCUGCCCACUUAGAUGAAGAGCAUAUCCUCCUCCAGUAGAAGACAAAUAAGUGUGCGUGAUGUGCUGACUUCAUAUUCUCAUCAGCCCACGUCAGCUAUCAUAAUUUUCUUUCAAAGUGUUGAAAUGGAAAAAAACCCAAUUUCUUUGGGGAGUUCUCAUUCUUCAGAUGAACAAACACCAACCACUUUGUUCCCACUGAAAACUUUCAUUCACAGAACAGAAGCAAACUUCCCGUGAAGGCAAGCUGUCCGAUCCAAUGCAAAACCCUUUCCUGUAAAAUUCAUGAGAAAAAAGAAAGAAAACCCAUUAGAAAGGUCAAAACUUUUUUCAAUGCCAUGGAAAUGCUGAUCUACAGUUACCUACACACACAUGUGUAGCCAUAGCCUAUAGGCAAAUGGAAAAAGGACAAAGUUCCUGCCUUUUUGCUAGAGCACUGAAAGAUGGAAGCUUUUUUUUUGUUUAAAAUAAUUUAGGAAGCAAAAAGCAAGAAGAAAAGGGAAAGAAAAGAUGGCGGAAGUGAAAGCAACAAGACAUCCCAUCCCACCACCGCCACCGCCAGCUCCGCUCUUCCUCCUCCAUCCCUCCACCAACAUUUAACCCACACAGCAAAUUGGCAUCAUCACUUUCAUCAGCAGCAGCUCACUCUUUUGAAAUAUAUUUCCUAUAGUACGUUUAUUUAUUUUACUUUUAAAAGAUAUAUAUUAUUGCUGUAGAGAGAGGGAGAGAGAGGCGUGUAGAGAUGAAGGGAGGGACGAAAUGAGAGCAUGCCUUGUCGGCCAUUAGAGCUUCUCAAAGAGGGGGAGAAGAGAUAACAGAGAGUUAAAAGACCACAGCUUGGACCCGUUUCUGCCCACUCCAUUUUCUCUUCAAUACAUUGAAUCAUUUCUAGGGAGGAGGGGGUUUGAAAAAGCUUUUUCCUUUCCUUUCUUUAUCUAAUCCUCUCAAUUUCACUGUUCUAGUUUCCACAUCUCCAUUGAAAACCCAGAAAUAAUAUCCCCCCCUUUUAUCUGGUCCUUUCCACUCUUAUCUUUUUUCUUGCCUUUUUACUUCCUUCACCUUUUGGGGGAUUUGUUGAGAGAGAUUGAGAGAGGGGGAAAAGAAAUAGGGAAUCUUCUUCGGUUUAGCAAAAUCUUCUUUGGUCCUUUGCCUUUUUUGAAUCAUAGAUCCUUCCCCUUCCCUCCCCAACCCCACCAUUUUUAUGCAAAAAGGUGAACUGGGUUUAUCUUGGUUUGCUCUAUUGAUCCAUGUAUUCUUCCACAGGAGUGUUUCAUAUUUCAAGGUAUCUAGGAGUUGCAGAGAAAUGGUGUAGUUGCUGCUGCUGCCUCUGCUGUCUCUUAUUCGGUGACUGAUCCGGUUUUCUGUUUUUUUUUUUGGCUUCUACAGGUUUGUCCUAUUCCCUCCCCCCUUAUCCCAGUUUCUAUUUCUAUCUUGUCUGUUGUUUUUGGCAGUUACUUUAUUAUAUAUAGAAAUGGUUGAUUUCAGUUGCUUUAAAAAAUUGGUUGAGGAGAUGAAGUUCUUCCCUUUUGCUGGACAUUUAUAUCACUACUCCUGUCACUAAACUAUGUGUCUGCUUUAUGUGAUUGGAUUCUUGGUUUAUUGCUUUGGCAUCAAGUUAUAAAUAGAGAGAUGGACAGGAUUAGGUUCCCUCCCUUUACCAUUUGUGCACUGGAAUUACCUUAUUAGCUUAACAAUAGCCAUUUAGUGGGUGCUGCAAAUGAGAAGUUGCUCAUCCUGCUUUGUUCCCCUUCUCCAGUUCAUGCUACUGUCAAUGCUCAAGCUAAGGGAUAAUAUGGCAGCAAGGUCUGAAUCACGGCAAGUUUUUGAGUCAUGGUUUACAGGACUUCUGCUUCUUUCAGCACUGAUGAUUUUUCCUUCAGAGGGAUUGAAUUCUGAAGGACAAUACCUUCUGCAGCUGAAGAAGGACCUUACUGACAAUGGACUGAAUAAUUUGGUGGAUUGGAAUCCGGCUGACCAGACACCCUGCGGUUGGACUGGUGUAAACUGUACUUCGGAUUAUUCUCGUCGUGUCUGGUCUCUUGAUUUGAGUUCAAUGAAUCUCGCUGGAACUCUAAGCUCAAGUAUUGGUGGUUUGAUCAACUUGAGCUAUCUCAAUCUCUCUUUCAAUAAGUUGACGGGAGAUAUACCCAAGGCGCUUGGUAAUUGUUCCAAGUUACAGUCCCUUGUCCUGAACAACAACCAGUUCAGUGGUCAAAUUCCUGCUGAACUUGGUAACUUAUCUCUUCUUGAACAUUUGAACAUAUGCAACAAUAAGAUUUCUGGAUCUCUUCCAGAGGAGUUUGGGAAGUUGGCCUCAUUGGUAGAGUUUGUGGCUUAUACGAACAACAUUUCCGGUCCACUACCUCAAUCCAUUGGAAAGCUCAAGAAUUUGCAGACAUUUCGUGCGGGGCAGAAUGCCAUUUCUGGUAGCAUUCCGGCUGAAAUAGGUGGUUGCCAGAGUUUGGAGCUGCUUGGUCUUGCUCAAAACGACAUUGGAGGCGAACUGCCAAAGGAAAUUGGAAUGCUCGGCAGCUUAACUGAUUUGAUUCUGUGGGAUAAUCAACUGUCAGGUUUCAUACCGAAGGAGCUUGGCAACUGCACUAGUCUGCAAACACUUGCCUUGUAUGCGAACACUCUGGUCGGACCUAUUCCGGUGGAGCUAACCAAUCUGAAGUUUCUGAAGAAGUUGUAUCUCUACAGAAAUCAGUUGAAUGGAACUGUUCCGAGACAAAUAGGGAAUAUGUCUAUGGUAACAGAAAUUGAUUUCUCCGAGAAUUAUUUGACUGGUGAAAUCCCGGUCGAGCUUGGUCAGAUAAAGGGUCUGAGUCUGCUCUACCUUUUCCAGAACCAGCUCACUGGUGUCAUACCAAAUGAGAUCAGUAGUUUGAGGAACUUGACAAAGCUUGAUCUGUCCAUCAAUAAGCUCACUGGGUCUAUCCCAUAUGGGUUUCAGUACUUGACAGGAAUGAUACAAUUGCAGCUUUUUGACAACUCUCUGAGUGGUAAAAUCCCUCCUGGGCUAGGUCUUUACAGCAGGCUAUGGGUGGUUGAUUUUUCAGCCAAUUAUCUGACUGGAAGAAUUCCUCCGUACAUUUGCCGCCAUUCCAACUUGAUUAUGUUGAAUCUCGAGUCUAAUAGACUUUAUGGCAACAUCCCAUCAGGGUUAUUGACCUGCCAAACACUUGUACAACUUCGGCUUGUUGGAAAUAGGCUUACUGGCAGCUUUCCUUCCGAGCUGUGCAAGUUAGUGAACAUAUCUGCUAUUGAACUAGACCAAAACCGGUUUACCGGUCCACUCCCUCAAGAAGUUGGUAACUGCCAGAAGUUACAGAGGCUUCAUAUUGCUAACAAUUACUUCACCUCUGAGUUGCCUAGGGAGAUUGGUAAUCUAUCUCAACUUGUGACUUUCAAUGUCUCAUCUAAUUUGUUAAGUGGAAGGAUUCCCCCCGAGAUCGUUAAAUGCAAGAUGCUUCAAAGGCUUGAUCUCAGCCACAACAGUUUUGUUGAUGAUCUGCCUGCCGAGCUGGGGACCUUUAUGCAGUUGGAGCUUCUGAAGCUGUCAGAUAACAAGCUUUCUGGAAGGAUUCCUUCUGCAUUAGGAAAUCUCUCCCAUUUGACGGAGUUGCAGAUGGGUGGCAACUCACUUUCAGGAGAUAUUCCACCAGAGUUGGGGUCCUUAUCCAGUUUACAGAUUGCCAUGAAUAUCAGUUACAAUAAUCUGACUGGUGAAAUACCCCCAGAGAUUAGUAAUCUUAUUCUGUUGGAAUUCCUUCUGCUCAACAAUAAUCAUUUAACUGGUGAGAUCCCAAGAACUCUUGAAAGCCUUUCAAGUUUGCUUGGGUGUAACUUCUCGUAUAAUGAUCUCAGUGGACCUGUACCCCCAGUACCUAUUUUCCAAAACAUGGAUCUAACUAGCUUCAUUGGAAACAAAGGGCUAUGCGGUGGACCUCUUGGUUAUUGCGGUGGGGAUCCAACUUCUUCUGCUGUGGUGCCACCUUUGGUGAAUGCAGAUCGACUUAGAAGUAAAAUUAUCACUCUGGUUGCUGCUGUUGUUGGCGGGGUUUCUCUCAUUCUUAUUGUUAUCAUUCUAUACUUCAUGAGGCGUCCAGUGGAGACGGUUCCUUCAUUACAGGACGAUGAUGUUUCGAUUUCAGAAUCGGAUAUCUACUUUCGUCCGAAAGAGGGAUUUACAUUCCAAGAUUUGGUUGAGGCCACACAUCAUUUCCACGAGAGUUAUGUUGUUGGCAGGGGAGCCUGUGGAACAGUCUAUAAAGCCGUUAUGCAUUCUGGACAAGUCAUUGCUGUGAAGAAGUUGUCGUCUAACAGGGAAGGAAGCAACAUUGAGAACAGUUUCAGGGCGGAAAUUCUGACCCUGGGAAACAUCAGGCACAGGAACAUUGUAAAGCUUUAUGGGUUUUGCUACCAUCAGGGCUCCAAUCUGCUUUUGUACGAGUAUAUGACAAAAGGUAGCUUGGGAGAGCUGCUUCAUGGUCCCUCUUGUGACUUGGACUGGCCAACUCGGUUCACCAUUGCUCUUGGAGCUGCUGAAGGUCUUGCUUACUUACACCAUGAUUGCCGACCAAGCAUAAUUCACCGUGACAUAAAAUCCAACAACAUUUUACUCGACGACAAGUUUGAAGCUCAUGUAGGCGAUUUUGGUUUGGCGAAAGUAGUCGACUUGCCUUAUUCGAAAUCAAUGUCAGCGGUUGCUGGAUCUUAUGGGUAUAUUGCACCUGAAUAUGCAUAUACACUGAAGGUCACAGAAAAAUGCGAUAUCUACAGCUACGGAGUGGUUUUGCUGGAGUUACUGACUGGGAGGACCCCUGUACAGCCGCUAGAACAAGGAGGCGAUCUUGUGACGUGGGUGAAACAAUACAUCCGGGGGCAUUCACUAACAUCGGGGGUACUUGAUCGUAGACUUGACCUCGAAGAUCAAAGAAUCAUUGAUCACAUGAUCACUGUCAUGAAAAUCGCUCUCGUCUGCACAAGUAUAUCCCCUUUGGACCGGCCAUCUAUGCGAGAAGUCGUCCUGAUGCUCAUCGAAUCUAACGAGCAACAGGGCAACUUCAUCACGGUCCCCAAGAACGAUCUUCCUCCGAGACAUGAAGAUGAUGAUGCCCCCUGAACAUUCACCUCUUCCUUACUCCCCCAUUAACACAGGUCUCUUACCACUGCUGAUUCUUGCUAGUAUAAUUUGCAACAGCAAGUCAUUAUAAUAUAUUGUGCAGAUUGUUAUUUUUUUUGCAUGAAUGUGAAAGGAAAAUAAUCUCCUGUGGAGUGAAGAGUUUAAUUCCUCACUGCAUUUCUCUGUAUUGCCUGUUGCAACAAUUAGUUCAGUACAGGAGACAUCACUGUGUACAGAUAGAAGAAGAACCAUCGCCCCUGUACCUGAACAGAUCAAGAUCACUUGAUACUCACUUCAUUGAAGGAUUUGAAUGCCUAGAAAAAGCUUUGAAGGAUUUGGAAGCUAUACCUGUCUCUUUCCAAGUAAUAUUAAUAAUCUUUGUGCAGCCCGGCAACCACAUGUGAUGCGAUCCUCCAUUGCUUGCUGCCAAAGCUCGCAGGUCAAGAACUCGAUUUCCCCGCCGGCAGGGCCAGUUGUCGCCGGUACAAUAACUCUGACCCACGGGCCACGGAUUGGGAAACCGAGCAAAAGGGUUGAAAAUGAAUCGUCUGACCUAGACAAGCUACUAAUAGUAAAAGAAAAAGACUUAAUGUCAAGAUUUUUCAAUCCUUGACAUUUAGUCGCGGCUGGUUUUUAGAAAUAAUAAUAAUAAUAAUUACGAAGAAAAGAAAAUUGGAAAAGCAUGAUGGAUUAUUGUAUACAGAUGAAAUAGAAGUGGGAAAAGUCAAAUAAUACAACUUGUAAUAAUUCACAAAAUAGUUCGGGUGACAUAUUUUCAAAAGUUUCAUGGAAUACAUUUGUUUAAUUGAUGCAUGAGAAAUCAAUAUAACUUCAUUAUAUUUACAUACUAGCUUAUAACCCAGCCCAUUGGCCGGAAUGUUCAUAUUUGAUUAUUUAUAUUUUUAUGUUACAUUUAAGCCAAUCAAUCGGUUUAAUUUUAUUGACAAUCCUUCGAUCGAGAUGAUACAUAAAGAAAGAAUAUAUAGGUCUAACAUUCGGAGAAAUACUAUCAUCAUUUAAGAAUAUAAAAUAUAAAAUGUAUAAUUAAUUCCAUUUUCAUAAUGUUAAUUAAGCCCUCGUUAAAAUGUUAUUGGUUAGUUGGUUUUCAAGAAAGAGGGUAUAAAAGAUCAGUGAAAUUCCACACGACCCAUAAAUAGUUUGAAACUAAAUCUAAAUCUCACAAUCCUACAUAAGGGUUUAAUGCGCUCCUUUUAUGAACAAUAUGCCACUAAUAAAAAAGAAAUAGAGAGUUGUUGAUUCAAGUCAACUAUAUACUAACAACUAAGCUAAGAGAGGACCAUCAAAACUUGAGAGCAAACGACAAAAUUAGGGUUAUCUCCAACACACUAAUAGACUCAAUCAAAGUAAUAAGGCACAAAAUUAGACACUCCUUGUCUAUCAGUUCCAGUAGGUUGAAUAAAGAAUCGACCUACUUCAAUAAAUCAAUCAAUGAUUCCUCGUUUUAAGAUAAAAAUAUGUUGUAAUAGAUGUAAAAACCAUAAACAUAAGAUCCAAUAGCCACCACUCUUCCUUGUACAGCCAAAACUUUUUAUUAUCUCAAGAGACAUAUUUUCAACCAAAAAUUCAAUUUCGAAUCCUCCUUCUGCAACUCCAUUAUUUAUUAAACUCUUUUACUUUUCCAACUUAAAUCCGCAAGAAUAAAACUGACGUGCCAAGAUAUAUCGGAUGAUUGAUUUUCAAAGGCGACCUUGUAUUGGAAAGUGAAAGGGGCGCAAACUAUUGUACGUUGGAGGGAAUUUCCUAGGAAGUUAGAAAGAGAUAAGAACAAAGAUAAAACCACAAAUUUAAAUUGAAAAAUGCAAGGACGCAACACGUAGUGACAAAAUUAGUUUUUUUCCAUGUUAGCCAAUUGCCAAUUUACCUUUAGCAAAAAUUAAGGAGAGAGAAAGAAUUUUAAAAUUUAGAAAAUUACACGAAACUCUACUAUGCAAAUUGAAGUAUCAAGCACCAUAAAAAUACAUACGGUAUACUUAG